UCGGCAGGCUUCGGACACAUCAGCGUAGGCUACUUGGCCAGCAACUUCGUCUCGCCCACCACAACGUCCUACUUCCAAUCCCUGCUGCGCAACGACACGGGCGACUACCUCGCCGGCGUAGCCACCUGGGCCGACUCGGUCCGCUACACCAAGUGGGGUAGGUUCACGUCGGACUUCCACUUCAUUGACGCCAAGGACGACCCGCCCUCGUACUGCGGCGUCGACUUCGACCGCGACUGCAAGAAGGACAGGGGCUGCGUCGUCAGUGCCCUGGCGAACUACACCGCACGGCUACUGGACACGGACCUGAGCGAGUGGGAGCGCGCCAUCGCUGCCAAGUUCGUCGUGCACUUCGUGGGGGAUAUCCACCAGCCUCUGCACACGGAGAAUGUGGCGAGGGGCGGGAAUGGAAUCCAUGUGCUGUUCGACGGCGUGAAGCUCAACCUGCACCAUGUGUGGGACACAAGUAUCGUGGAGAAGUUGGUGGGCGGGACGCAUAGGCGGAAGACGUACGAGGAGGCCAAGCGCUGGACGGACGAGCUCACCUUGGAAAUCAACGAGGGCAAAUACGCCUCGGAUAGGAUUGACUGGCUGAGGGCGGCCAACCUGUCGGAUCCGACCUCGACUGCCAUGGCGUGGGCCAACGAGGGGAAUGCCUAUGUUUGCACACAUGUGUUGCCUGAGGGCCCGAAAGCUAUCGAAGGCCAGGAAUUGGGGUCGGAGUAUUAUGAAGACGCCGCUCCGGUGAUCGAGCUGCAGAUUGCGAGGGCGGGAUACCGUCUGGCUGCAUGGCUGGACCUGAUCGUCUCGGCCAUCAAUACUCAGGACUCGCCAGGCGAUCUGUAGAUUGCAUGUCGAAGUACUGGAGAUCAAAAGCUUAUAGAGGGGAUCCCUCCCCGCAGGAUGGUAGUUGAGCGGCAUGUGUAAGCCCAUGAGAGGCGUUGGGGUCGUCAACAGGAACCGUCCAGAAAAGAUCACAACGAAAACCGCGCAGGUGGCAGAAGGUUCGGGUGGUGGCAGAUACGAGGCUUCCUGCCAAGGUGACACAACGGCUUAUGUGUGAUCUUCCCGCCGAGGUCGCGGAUCAUGGUGCGACGGCGCACUCUAUGGGCGGCCGUAGCUCGAAUCGAGCGUGCUUGCAAAGACUCGUGGGUCGUUUUGACGAUUCUUCGAAGACGGCCUACGGUAACUUCGGC
Chaetomium strumarium is the source of this 1196-nucleotide messenger RNA. RefSeq names its product phospholipase C/P1 nuclease domain-containing protein. Gene Ontology annotation, biological process: DNA catabolic process. The record is from RefSeq and is a predicted model, not a curated record. The annotation marks the transcript as partial. Lineage: Eukaryota; Fungi; Ascomycota; Sordariomycetes; Sordariales; Chaetomiaceae. Gene Ontology annotation, molecular function: endonuclease activity; nucleic acid binding. The transcript has 2 exons.